This is a messenger RNA of Gasterosteus aculeatus aculeatus (three-spined stickleback), 1441 nucleotides long. RefSeq lists its product as uncharacterized. Gene Ontology annotation, biological process: box H/ACA snoRNP assembly; pseudouridine synthesis; ribosome biogenesis. Gene Ontology annotation, cellular component: sno(s)RNA-containing ribonucleoprotein complex. Lineage: Eukaryota; Metazoa; Chordata; Actinopteri; Perciformes; Gasterosteidae. The record is from RefSeq and is a predicted model, not a curated record. Gene Ontology annotation, molecular function: RNA binding.
UUGUUUGUGAAGCCCUUAUUGUGAAGGUUGAUAACGGAAGUAGUCCAUCUCACUGUGGCACAUUUACGCUUACAGGAGUUUCAUGCGGUGUGCAUGAGGUUCUUCGCAGCACAGAUUCAGUACCAACGAACAGAUGGAAGAAAGUCUCCCUGAGCAGAAUGGACGGACGACUCCCGCGAACACCACGGAUAAGGAGGAGGAAGAGAUGGAGGUGACCAUGACGUCACGACUAGAAAGUCUCACCGUGCCCCCCGUCAGCGCAGUGACGUCAUCAGACACGCAAACCCCUCCAGAGGAAAGCAGCGAUGCUGCGCUGCCUGUAGCCCCAGCGUGUGAGGAGGAGGAUUCAGACAGCGAUAGCUCAUCCUCUUCGUCGUCAUCGUCCUCGUCCUCCUCCUCGUCGUCCUCCUCUUCUCCCACUGUGCCCAUUUUUGAGGAUGAAGAUGAUGAGAGCUUCAGCCAGCCAGCCCCCAUCAAAACGCGAGAUGAGGUCCUGCUGGAGGAGCUGCCAGCGGUGGAGGACUUGUCUGUGUCGUUACCAGAAGAUGCAGAACUGCAGCCUAUAGGAACGAUCUCCAGCAUCAUUCAGCAGCUCGUUGUGAUCCAGUCCCUGAAGGACACGCCCCCUUUAACUGAUGACAGCGUCAUCUUUACAUCUGAUAGGCUGGCUCUUGGAAAGGUCUUUGAGGUAUUUGGUCCUGUGUCCAGUCCACUGUACAUUUUGCGUUUUAACUCUGUGGACCAGAUAACCAACAAGGGGCUGGCAGAGGGACAGACCGUCUAUUACACGCCGGGCAUCAAAGAGUACACAAGUUACAUCCUCACACAACGGCUCAAAGUGUUCAAGGGAUCUGAUGCGUCCUGGAAGAACGACCAAGAGCCACCAGUGGAGGCUUUAGAUUACAGUGAUGAUGAGAAAGAACAGGAAGCCAAGAAGAAAAUGAAAAACUCCAGAAAGAAGAGGGACAAUAACAACGCAGAUAAUCCGGCCCACAUUACCCAGAACGCCGCGCUGCAGCAGUGUGAUGUCAGAGGUUUCCCACCAAGACACUCCGGACCUCCACCCAGGCAUCAGAACCCGAGGACCCAACACCCACAGUUCAGACACGCACACCCACCGCCCAGACACAGCAACCCCCAUCCAAUGUACCCCCCCCCUCCCUGCCCCUACCCUCCACCGUCUCACUUUUUCCCCCCACCCAACUUUCCCCUGUAUCCCCCCCCUCCUCCCUCUUUCGUUAACCCAUCCUUUUCUUUGCCUCAAGGAGCACCAAAAUCUGGCCGCUUCGCUGAACUUCAUCCUCCAGCUCCCCCUCCCCCUCCCCCACGCCUGGGGAGGGAGAUACAUGUAGACACAAGCUGGACCUCCUGCUGCUGCGUGAACGCACAUAUUCUGCAGCUCAAGUGUUUCUGGCUGAAAACAUUUAAAGAAGUGAGUUAG